AUGUCUCAUUUAGCACAUUCUCAACUGAAUGAAUCUGAAAUACAGAAAAUAACCUAUCCAAAUUUAGCAGAAGUGAGAUAUGAGGAAAAUACAGAGAAAGUAUUUGUAGGUAUUCCUACUCAAAAUCAUUAUAUCUAAAGUGGUAAUAAAUUCUAUAUAUAAUUAGGUAUUCCACUUCCAACAGGGUUUCUUGUUACACCUCUGUAUAAUACAGAUUCUAAUGGUACUAAUGUACCAUAUGAUGCUCAAGGAUCUAUAAUUCCUAUUUCAAUUUAGUGUAAAUUUUGUAAGAGAUCUGGAACUACCCUUAUGGAACAUAGAGCUGGUCCAUAAACUUGGAUUGUAGCAUUUUUCAUAUUUAUAUUUUUCUUGCCACUUGUUUUUCUGCCUUUUGUAUUGAAGAGUUGUAAGGAUAGAGUUCAUUAUUGUCCAAAUUGUGGAUAAUGUGUUGGCAAAAAGAAAUUCAAACUUUGUAACAGUGAUUGA
Messenger RNA from Paramecium pentaurelia, 486 nucleotides. The record is from the annotation of a GenBank genome assembly. NCBI's taxonomy places the organism in Eukaryota, Ciliophora, Oligohymenophorea, Peniculida, Parameciidae.